Messenger RNA from Didymodactylos carnosus, 1239 nucleotides. Lineage: Eukaryota; Metazoa; Rotifera; Eurotatoria; Philodinida; Philodinidae. The record is from the annotation of a GenBank genome assembly.
AUGAUAAUCGCGAAUUCAUAUUCUGGCAAAUUUCUGUUUACUGAUGCAAAAAUUCCGAAUUCCGAUUCCAGUCCAUCGCUUCAUUCCGCUCCAGCCGUGUUGUAUGUUUGGGCGGGGCAGAACACUUCUGUCAAGAAUGCUGCCGAUUUUGUUGCCGUAGUCGAUUUUGACGAAAAGUCUGGUACAUAUGGACAUAUUCUGAAAACUGUGCCGCUUGUCUCGGACACCUUUGCUGGAAUUAAACAAACAGGAAACGAGCCACAUCACUCUAGCAUUUCUGCUGAUGGUUGCUAUUAUAUCACAGGUGGCCUGCUCAGUUUUCUCACGGGACAUAAAGAGGUGUUUGUCUGGCGCAUUCCUAAAAAUCCCACUGCCGGUCCCAAAUUCUUGUACGCACUCGAUGUACCAGGUGCGUGUACAGACGAAUUUUUACCAAUUGAUGAUGCUAAUUUCAUCGUGAGCAUGAUGUGCAAUGACCGUGCAAUCAGUCCUGGCGAUAUAGCAUUCAUCAACGCGAGAACCCGCUUCACAAAAUCGUUCCUGAAGAAUGCUUCAAGAUUGCAUGGUUUUAAUCCGCAUGGGUAUGGUCGUCUUAACAAUGGUUCCCUCUUUGUAGGGGAUUAUACAGAACCGCUCUCAUUGGUAGGUACCGAUCCUUCGCGGAUUGUGUUUCGAAAUACCGUUCGACAUUUUCUACCAGAUGGAAGAUUAGAGCGUAUUUUCCACGUGCCGUUCCCCACCGAUCCGGAAUCGUCAAGCGGAAUCGGACAUGGAAUCGGAUUCAUGGAAGUAAAAACCAUUCCGCAUGAUCCCUUGGGACGUUCCUAUACAUGUGGAACCAGUGUGAACAAGAUGUAUCUAAUUGGGCCAGGCAUGGCUAAACCUUUGUUUGUUUUGGAUCUCUCUCAAGUCAACGGGUUCCGGAGACGCGCCAGUGCGGGAAUCGCAUCGAUGUUUCCUGAUGGAAAGCGUAUGUUGGCGACAUUCCAAAUGCGAUUUAUUCUCUUGCUCAAUAUUACACAACCAGAACAUCCGCAAAUCAUUCGGGUAUUUGAUUUUUGCUCUGAUAAGGCACUUGAUCACGUGCCGAUUCGGGUUCCCGAUUCACAUAAAACUACCACAUUUGCCCGCUUUUGUGCCCAAAACAACAAUCUUACUGGUACGCACGUCCUUAUUCAUCCGAAAGGAGAAAACCGAUUCAUCGUUAUCAAUUAUUUUCUCAAGUUUGGUAUGGCAUAA